This is a messenger RNA of Melopsittacus undulatus (budgerigar), 665 nucleotides long. RefSeq names its product hematopoietic prostaglandin D synthase-like. The transcript is spliced from 6 exons. NCBI's taxonomy places the organism in Eukaryota, Metazoa, Chordata, Aves, Psittaciformes, Psittaculidae. Gene Ontology annotation, molecular function: glutathione transferase activity. Bases 63 to 665 code for a protein of 200 amino acids. The record is from RefSeq and is a predicted model, not a curated record. Gene Ontology annotation, biological process: glutathione metabolic process.
ACUCAGAGGGAUUCCUGUGCACUGAGGAAGGGACCACGUAUCACUGCACCAAAGGAUCCAGCAUGCCUCAGUACAAGCUGACAUACUUCAAUCUGCGAGGACGAGCAGAAAUCAGCCGCUACCUGUUUGCUUACUCAGGCAAGAAGUAUGAAGACCACAGGAUAGAAGCAGCAGACUGGCCCAAAAUCAAACCAACUAUCCCAUUCGGCAAAAUCCCCAUUCUGGAAGUAGACGGAGUUACCAUUCACCAGAGCCUGGCCAUAGCAAGAUACCUUGCCAGAGAAUCAGGUCUGGCAGGUCAGACACCUGUGGAACAGGCACUUGCUGAUGCCAUUGUGGACACCAUUGAUGAUUUCAUGACACUGUUCCCUUGGGCAGAGAAAAACCAGGACGUGAGAAAACAAGCAUUUGAUAAUAUCCUCACGAACAAAGCACCCGAGUUACUGAAAGACUUGGAUACUUUCUUAGGGAAUAACACCUGGCUGGUAGGGAAGUCUGUAACAUGGGCAGAUUUCUACUGGGAUGUGUGCAGUACGACACUUCUGUCCUGCAAACCUGACCUGGCAGACAACUACCCCAGGCUGCUGGCUCUCAGGGACAGAGUGCAAGCACUUCCAGCCAUUGCAGCCUGGAUCCAGAAAAGGCCCAACUAUAAUGUAGAUUAG